Molecule: messenger RNA, 486 nt
Organism: Diaporthe batatas
Lineage: Eukaryota; Fungi; Ascomycota; Sordariomycetes; Diaporthales; Diaporthaceae
Exons: 2
Coding region: 1-486 (161 amino acids)
Source: RefSeq, a predicted model, not a curated record
AUGGCCGCCGAAAGCAAACGCUUUGCACUCGCUCGAUCAGCACUUGGCCCUGACCCCUCCCAUCCAGCCCCCGCCCUGUUCGCCUACGGCUCUCUUCUUCUAGAUGAAGUCAUUGCAGCCCUGCUGGGUCGUGUGCCUGAAAACGAGCAGGUAAAGGCCCCGGGCUACCGGGUUUCUAAGCUUCCAGACCAGCCAUAUCCAGGACUCGUCCACGACCCGUCUUCUGACGCUCAUGGCCGCAUAUACUGUGAGCUCAGCCCCAAGGAAUGGGCAAUAUUGGAUUCAUUUGAAAAUCCGCUCUACGAGGUGCAGGUGGUAAUGCUGGAGGAUGGGCGAAGGGCCCUAGCCUACGUAUGGACUGUGGAUCUCCUAAAGGGGGCUUCGGAAUGGACAACCGAUUCCAUGACCGGCCUUGUGUUGGAGAAUUACUUGAAAUGGACAAGAUCCUGGCGUGAAGCCUACGAUGAGCAGGCCGAGGCGUCAUAG